Molecule: messenger RNA, 5828 nt
Organism: Onthophagus taurus
Lineage: Eukaryota; Metazoa; Arthropoda; Insecta; Coleoptera; Scarabaeidae
Molecular function (GO): intracellularly cyclic nucleotide-activated monoatomic cation channel activity; protein-containing complex binding
Source: RefSeq, a predicted model, not a curated record
AUGCACAGAUGUAUGAAAGUUCAUCGGAGUUCAAGACUUCAUAAAUCGAGAAAUCUUUUACUCCUUACAAUCGAUAUAAUCAGCAUUUUGCCAUAUUACGAAAUUUAUUGCAUUUUACUUAGAACUUCGAUUGGGCCAAGUUAUUCACCGGGAGCUGAUUAUUUCAAAUUAAAAGUUUUAUUACGGCUUCAAUACGUGGGUUAUUUGUAUUUUAUAUUGAGGAAUCAACCAACUGGUAACCAAUUGGUUGUGGUUGUUCUUGGUCAGAUGUACUUCUUUAUCGUUUUUGUAAUGAUAAUGGCAAGUGUGUGGUAUACUCUUAAAGAUGUUUUGGCGAAAUCGUGGGAGUUAAAUUUGGGUAAUUACCAUUUUGACAAUAAAAAUCCCGUGCAUUGGUUAAUUAUUUGUAUAAAUAUAAUCGGGUGUUGCUUCAUGCAUAAUUGGGCCGGAAAUAUAGCAAAUGAAAGCAUUUAUGAUUAUCUCGCUCAAAAUAUAACAAUGAUGGUGGGAUAUUUAUUACAUAUGAUGAUAUUUUUUGGCGAUUUAACCGCUCAAUACAUAAGAAUGUUUAAACAACAAAUCGGAUUUUCAUCGAGAUUAAAUAUUAUAGUUGGUACAUUAAACGAUUGGAAAAUAAAUGCUCCAACAAUUAAACGAACUAUAGAUCAUUACAACAAAUUUUGGGAAGUUCGACGAUCGAUGAUAACGAUCCCCACAAUAUUCAAAGUACUUCCGUUAGCUUUACAAAAAGAAGUAACUUUAGACAUGUUUUGGGAAAGCUUAGAUCAUUCGCAUUUUUUUAAAGACGCCGAUUUCAACUUCAAACGUUCGCUUUGCUUAGGAAUGCAACCAGAAAUUUAUUUACCCGGCGACGUUUUGGUACAAAGAGGUCGCUUAAAAACGAAAAUGUUUUACGUUUCAGCCGGAGUAAUACAAGUUUUAACCCAAAAUGAGAAUUCGCCGAUGAUUUCGUUUUCAAGCGGAACGAUAAUUGGCGAAAUUUGCAGCUUAUUACCGUUACAAAGUCCGGUAACGAUUCGGUGUCAAACUUAUUGCGAAAUUUCUUCGCUAGAUUUCAGAAAUUUAUCCCGAACUAUUGCGCAGUAUAAAAAAUCGGCUUUGUCAUUAAGAAAAUGCAUGAAACGUAGAAUCGCUCACGCCCGAUUAUUACAAGACCCGAAAUUAUUAAAAAUAAGAAGUCGACAAGGAAUAACAACGUUACAUUGGUUUAAAUUACAUUGGGACCUUAUAUUACAAAACACAAAAAUGCGCAAACACAAAGAUUUUAUGGCUUACAUGCAAAAUCCGGCCCACACAUCGAUAUAUUUAGAUCUAUACGUUUUGAGUGACGACGUCGAAUUAAAAGUGGACGUGAUUUGUUUAACAUCGCAUUUCCCUUGUAUUUUAGAUGAAAAUAGUAGUUUUAGGAAAUUCUCGUUUUAUCUCGUUUUAAUCGCGGCUACGAUUCAAUGCAUUUUGGUGCCAUAUUUAGUAUUUUUUGCCAAAGAAUUUUCGAUAGCGAGUAGCGGGGCUUUGUAUAUUUUGGAUAUAUUUUACAUUUAUGGUUUAUACAUCGAAUUAACAACGGCUAUAAGAAAAGAUCAGCGGGUUAUAACCGGUUGUAAAAAAAUCGUUUUGCACAAAUUGAAAAAAGUUUCAACGAUGCUCGAUAUUGUUUCCUCAUUUCCCAUUGAACUAUUUGCUGCCAUGGUUAAAACGAACAGUGAGUUGAUGCCUAAAUUGCAUUUAAAUCGAGUUUUAAAGGUGCAAAGAUUGUUUACUGCGAUGCAACUGGCCGAAAGAAAUUUAUGGUUGAAUCCGCUAAGAUUAAAAUUGUUUCGGUACUGUUUAAUUACGGUUUAUUUGAUUUAUUUGGCAAGUGCGAUUUUGUACGCGGCGGCUUGCCCUUUGGAUUGUUUGAGGUAUGGUUGGUAUAAAUACAACAGCUUUUUAGAAGAACAACAAUACAAUAUUAUAAUCCCUGAAAAAUAUCAGCCAAGUCCAUUUUUAAGUAGCCUAUCUUACGCGGUGUCGAUAUUUAUGAGUCUCACGGAUAGUAUGUAUAUUUCUUAUGUUGCUUUGGAGAUGGCUUGCGAGGUUGUGGUCAGUUUUAUUGGGUAUUGGGUGCAUAGUUUUACAUUUUCCGAAUUAGCCGCUUGUGCUGUUGUUCAAAUGAUGCAAAACACGAAUUAUUUGGAGUACUUAACAAGGAUUAGAUAUUUCAUUGGUUUGUAUGAAAUUCCUUCUGACAUAAAAAAAAUGAUUUAUAGUUUCACUCAAUGCCAUUGGGAUUACUCCCAACGAUUAGAAUUAGCCGGAUCUAGAGGAUUUUUAAACGACGCCCCAGAAAAUAUAAAGAACUCCGUUUUAUACGCUAGAAUAAUCGACACAUUAAAUAAAUCGGUUUUGUUUAAAUACAUAACCGAAGAAGUUUUAUGGAACAUCGCCCCAACAAUUCGCCUUCACAUCGCCCCACCUGGAACUGUUUUAUGUCGAGAAUUAUCGCACGCAUCUCACAUACAAAUUAUUUUACGAGGAUAUGCUCGCGGUGAAUCAACAAUCCCCACAGAUGAAUAUCACGGGUUAUCAACAAUUCUUAAACCACACGAUGUUUUUCCUUUAUUAGGAUUAACACUUGGAGUUAGAACGUUUAUUAAAAUAACCGCGAUUACUUACGUUGAAGUAGCCGUAAUUCCAUACAACAAAAUUUUGGCUCAAUUAAAAAAUACUAACAUGAUGUUGUAUAAACAUUACAUUCGAUCGCUUGAAGAUCAUCGAAAAUCUUACGAUAUGAUUUUGAUGAGAAGAAAAGGAAGAUUACCCGAAAUGGUGUCUUCUAAAAAAUCUUACGGUAAAGGGGAAUACUUCGUGUACGAAACGAACGAAAAAUUCGAUGACAGCCCAAUUGAUCUAAACGUAAUGGGACCUUAUUUGAAAUUAGGAAAAUGGAAAUGUAUCAGAUACUUUUUUUUGCCACAAUCGAUCUCCCCCACGAAUAAAUUUUACACAAUCUGGGAAAGUAUUCGUUGCACAAUAAUCGGAUUAAACGUUUUAUACGUUUUCUUUUUAUACAAAUAUUGUAACGCAAUCAAAGUUUCGCAAUACUUCGAAUUGUUUUAUUUCACAAUAUUCAUAAUCGACACUUACCUCCGUAUGCAUUGCCAUUAUUACAACAAAAAUGGGAUUUUAAUUACUCAUCCUUUAUCGACAUCUUUGCAUUAUCUAACCCAUGCUUUUGCGUUAGAUUUAUACACAAAUGUUCCAUUUACCAUAGUAAAACUUAAUCAAUUAUUUCAUCGUGAUAUCGAAGCGUAUGUUUCUCAUUUUUUAAUGUUAUGUACAAGGCCAUGGGGAAUAUAUCGCAUUUAUUGCGGGAUUUCAUACAUUGAAGAAAGAUCUUUUGAAGUAAAAUCACAAAUGAUGAAUCGUCUAAAACAUAUUAUUGUUGUUUUGGUGAUAUUAGGAGUUUUAAGUUGUAUUUUAGAACACUCGACUUGUCGAUUUGAUAAAUUUGGUAAUUAUGCCUGCGCAAACAAUUCUUGGAUUGCUCAUUCGGAUUUUGGGAAAGAUGCAUCUCACACGAAUAUGAUCGUUGCUGCAUUUUAUCAAAUUGUAACGAUGUUUUCAUGUUCUAGUUCGGGAUUAUUUAUAAUGCGAACUUAUGGCGAAUUAAUUAUUUAUAAUUUUUUCGUCGCAUCUUUAGUAGGACUUCGAUGGUACAUUCUCUUAAAAAUAAUCGCACUUUCAAUUAAAGGAAACGUAAAGUUAGUUGAAUACCAACACAACGUAAACGUAAUGAUAAAAUUCAUGAGGGAUAAAUUAUUAACUGACACAAUAAUAAAAGAAGUAACCGAUCAUUACGAAAAUUUAUACACAAAAACUCAAGGGUGUGAUGCAAACGAGAUUUUAUCGACAUUCUUUCCAAUGAUGACGCGAGAAAUUGGUAAUUACAUGUAUAGAAAUAUGUUGAGUUCCGCACAAUUAUUCGCAGACGCGGAUGCGGCCGAUAUUCGAUUUCUAACCAGUUUAUGUAAAGAAGUUCAUUUUAAAAAGGACGCGGAUAUAAUCCGUUGUAAUCAAGUGCAAAACGAUAUCUACAUUGUUUAUAAAGGAUUGGUGAAAAUCUCCGUUGCCGAUAUGAAAUUGAAAAUUUUAGAAUCAGGCGGAAUGUUUGGUUGUUUUAAUAAAACGAAAAUAAGACAAACCAUAACUGCUACAGCGUUAGUUCACGUUGAAUUAUUGGUGAUGAAUGGGAAAAUCUUGUGCGAAAUUUUACAAAAAUAUCCUCAAAUUAAAACUAAUCUCAAAACUAUACAAAUGAUGAAUGUUGAGUUUAUUACGUCGGUUAAAAAGGCGACUAAGAAAUCUUUAAAGAAGUUUGUUAUUUCGCGUCCUGAUGACAAAACAAAUAUGAAAAAAGGAAAAAUGGAUAAAUUUAUGAUAAAUCCAUCGAGUAAAUGGUUCGGUUGGUACGAAUAUUUAUUAAUGAUGCACUUCGCACCUCUUAGUUCGAUAUUUACAAUCGCUUGGAUAAUCAUACAAGAUUUAAAACUCCGACAAAUUCUAACUCUAUAUUUUAUCGAUUUUAUAUUUUUAUCAAAAAUGGUAUUUUCGUUCUUUUUAACAUACACUGACCACGAAACCGGAUUGAGGGUAAAAUCUUUUCGGUUAAUAAUAAAAAGGUAUUUUUUAAAAUUCGAUGGUUUCGCCACCGACUUAAUAACAUGCGCACCAAUUGAUAUCGUCGCAUCUGCUUUCGGAUCCGCUUAUAUUACGCCGUAUUAUAAACAAUUUUACAUGUUAAAUCGAAGUCUAAAAUUCAUUCACAUGAUUAAUUAUUAUAACAUUUGCAAAAAUAAAUUAACGGUGAGCAAAUCGUUAAAAUGGACUUUCCUGGUUUACGUUUUAUCCCUUUUAAUACAUUUUAUGAGUUGUAUAUGGUUUGUAAUUGCAUGUCCGAGUCGUGUAUGUCCCAUAAUAACGAUAGAUCAAAAUGAGCAACAGAUACUUUCAGUGGAUGUUGGAUUAAAUUUUCGUGUUACAUAUCAAUACGUUAUCAGUACAUUUACAUCGACCGGAAUUCGAGAUCAAACACCGUCCACUGUAACUGAAUUACUUGUAACGGUUGUAAUGGUUUUUAUAUUUCAAAUACUUAUGAUUGCUUUACAAUCGGAAUUUGCCACAUUAUUAUCUGUUGGGAAAUAUACUGGGAAUCGUUUUGGGGAAAUGGCGGAAAAUUUAAGAAUAUAUUUGCAGAGUACCCACGUAUCAAUAUCAUUAAUUGAUAAAGUAAGUGUUUAUUUAUUACAAUUAUGGGUUGGUUAUUCUGGGCAUUGUAUCCCAGUGCUUAUUACGCAAGCACCUUAUUAUUUAAGACAAGACAUAAUGUUUCAAUUAUACGGAAACCAUCUAUUGAAUCACGUUUUAUUCGCUAAAACGCAUAUAGACUUUAUAAAGCAGUUGGUGACACAUAUGAAACUAGAAGUUUAUUUACCAGGACAAUAUAUAAUUCAAAAAGGGGAUGUGGACAACACAAUGUACUUUAUUGUUGAUGGAGAAGUUAGAGUGUGGAAGAGAUUAAUUGGUAGAAAGGAACAUCAAAAAGUUUUAAAAGCCGGUGCUAGUUUUGGCGUGAAACAGGGUUUUUUAAAAGAGGCUCAUGUAAAAUCUGUUGAAACGGUUGUUUCAAGUAAUAUUUUGUGUUUGAAUACAAACGAUUGGGAGUAUUUAAUGGAAUCAUUUCCAGCUUCAAAGGAAACGUUAUUUGAUGGAAUUAAGCAGUUAUUAAAUUAAUUUUCUUAUUAACUUAAUUUUUUAUUAAAUUUAUG